AUGGUGAUUGGAUAUUCAUUAAGCUGGUCAGGACCCAUCAUACCGAAACUACAGAAUUUGGAAGACUCACCUCUUCCAUAUUUGUUAACUGAAACACAAAUAUCUUUAGUAGGAUCUUUGGCAUUUGCUGGAUCUAUACCAGGUCCGUUUCUAAUUGCAUGGCUUUCAAAUUACAAGGGCCGGAAGCCAUGUUUUAUUUUAAGUGGAAUAACAGCUAUUAUUGCAUAUACCAUUCUAUCUACGUCGAAGAAUUUGACUAUGUUAUAUUGUGGACGAGUGCUGAACACUUUUGCCACAGCAAUGAUAGCUGUUAAUAAUUUAGUUUACAUGGGUGAAGUAGCGUCUGUUGCUGUGAGAGGAAGUUUCUUAGCAGCAUUUGGAGUAUUUACAUCACUGGGUUCAAUUUUAGUGUUUUCUACUGCGCCAUUUUUUCCUUACUACAUUUCAACUUACAUCGGCCUAGCUCUAUCGGUUUUAUUCACUAUGACUGUGAUAUCAAUACCAGAAUCACCAUUAUUUUAUAUUUUAAAAGGAUUUGGUAUUUUGCCGAUGACUUUGAUCGGAGAAAUAUUUACAUUAAAUGUAAGGAGCAAAGGUUCUGCUGUUGUUCUGGGCAUUUCGUGGAUGUUUGGGUUUUUGCUGACCACUGCUUUUGGCGUGGUGGACUAUGGCCUGAUUCCCUCGUAUGAAGGGAGGCCCAUGCCUAACAGUGGGGCAUUAAAUAGAGCUGAAUACAUGAAAAAUGACAAUUCAAAUCUGGUUUCACUUUCUAGUUCAGAGUUUUUAGUUUACUGGGUUCCUAGGAUUCUAGUUAUGUUAGCAAAGGCAAUCCUCACAGAAGCAGAACUCAAGAUGAUCAUCUCGCUCUCGCUGAAGUCGCACCUGAAAUACUGGGCUGAGGGUUUGAUAUUUGCUGCUCACUCGUUAAGUUACAUGGGGCAGUUGGUAAUUGGAUUUACUCUAGCUUGGACGGGGCCUAUAAUUCCAAAACUUCAGCAUCCGAUAGAGACGCCGUUAUCAGUUCAGCUAUCAAACACACAGUUAUCAUUAGUUGCAUCAAUUAUCUAUAUAGGAGCGAUGCCAGGUCCAUACAUAACGGGAUGGUUAUCAAACGUUAAAGGAAGAAAGCCCUGCAUAAUAAUUGCAGGAGUUGUAUUAACAAUAUCGUACCUUAUAUUAGCAAUUUCAAAUAAUCUUGCAAUGAUAUACUGUGGCAGAUUAUUAACUGGUUUUGGGAUAGGAUGUUUAACUAUGGGUUUCUAUUUCUUUUUUGAUUAUAAGCAAUAUUAUGUGGUUAACAACAUUAGAUGGCUACCAAUUGUUAUACUUAUUGUAUUUUUCUUUGUCUAUGAUUUAGGUUUAGGCAUCAUUCCGAGCGCUUUGAUUGGAGAAAUGUUCAAAACAAAUGUAAGGAGUAAAGGUUCCGCAGUGGCUAUAACAAGUUCUUGGGUAUUUGGCUUUUUGGUCACCACCGCGUUUGGAUCACUGAUAGAUAUUGUUGGUGCUCAUGUACUGUUUUGGUUUUUCUCAUGUUACAUAGGGCAGUUGGUAAUUGGAUUUACUCUAGCUUGGACGGGGCCUAUAAUUCCAAAACUUCAGGAUCCGAUAGAGACACCGCUAUCAUUUCAGCUAUCAGAUACACAGUUAUCAUUAGUUGCAUCAAUUGUCUAUAUAGGAGCGAUUCCAGGUCCAUAUAUAAUGGGAUGGUUAUCAAACGUUAAAGGAAGAAAGCCGUGCAUAAUAAUUGCAGGAGUUGUAUCAACAACAGCGUACCUUAUAUUAGCAUUUUCAAAUAAUCUGGCAAUGAUAUACUGUGGCAGAUUAUUAACUGGUUUUGGAUUGGGAUGUGUGGGUGUAAUGAACUUGGUGUACAUAGGAGAAAUUGCAUCUACAAACAUCAGAGGCAUACUUUUAACAAUUAUAGGUAUAUUUCAAACGGCCGGUGCAAUCUUGGCGUAUGCCAGUGGACUGUUCCUUUCCUACGUAGGUGUAACAUCAGUAGGAUUUGUUUUAGCAUUCAUCUUUACAAUAUUUGCAUUGUUUCUACCAGAAUCCCCUAUGUUUCAUGUAUUAAAAGGCGAAGAUGCUUCGGUAAGAAAAGUGUUAGAAGACUUAGGAAGAUCUAAUGAUAUAGAAGAAAUGAUUGCAUCAAAAAAAGAAUUUGUCAAUUCAACAGCUAAAAAGGAUUGGAAAGAGCUAUUUACAGAUGCUGACAACAGAAAAGCUCUAAACGUUCUUAUUCUUGGAAAUAUAUUUUUGCAAUGUAGUGGGAUUAUUGCUGUAGUAUUUUUUUCUGGGACUAUAUUUAGUAUGGCUGGAAGUACACUCAAUUCUAAUGUAGCGAUGAUCAUAAUUUGCAGUUGCGAGCUGAGUGGUAGCAUGCUUGUGCCAUUUAUGAUCGAAAAAUGCGGAAGGAAGAUUUUGAUGAAGAUUUCAUGUAUUUUAUGCUCUUUAUCUAUGUUAACUAUGGGUUUCUACUUCUUUUUUGAUUAUAAGCAAUAUUCCGUGGUUAACAACAUUAGAUGGCUACCAAUUGUUAUACUUAUUGUAUUUUUCUUUGUCUAUGAUUUAGGUUUAGGCAUCAUUCCGAGCACGCUGAUUGGAGAAAUGUUCAAAACAAAUGUAAGAAGUAAAGGUUCCGCUGUGGCUAUUACAAGUUCCUUGGUAUUUGGGUUUUUGGUCACCACCGCAUUUGGAUCAUUGAUAGAUAUUGUUGGUGCUCAUGUAUUGUUUUGGUUUUUCUCAUGUUCUUCGGCAUUGGCAUUUAUAUUUACACAGAUAUACAUACCAGAGACUAAAGGGAAAAGUUUACUGGAGAUACAAACGUUUAAAAAA
Molecule: messenger RNA, 2835 nt
Organism: Brenthis ino (lesser marbled fritillary)
Lineage: Eukaryota; Metazoa; Arthropoda; Insecta; Lepidoptera; Nymphalidae
Source: the annotation of a GenBank genome assembly